Ambispora gerdemannii is the source of this 2529-nucleotide messenger RNA. The record is from the annotation of a GenBank genome assembly. NCBI's taxonomy places the organism in Eukaryota, Fungi, Glomeromycota, Glomeromycetes, Archaeosporales, Ambisporaceae.
AUGUCGAAGCGCGAAAUUGAUAUCCAGCCUGAAUCCUCUAAAAAGGGCAAAGCCAAAACCAACGAAGAUAUCCCCGAUUUCGCUGUAAUAGCGCGACCUGGGUAUGGUCGUCUUGGACAACCCGUUAUGCUCAAAACCAACCAUCUUCGUAUUGAAAAUUUUCCGGAUCGAAUUAUCCAUCAUUACACCUUUCUCUGCGAUCCAGUAGUGAAAAAAGUCGCUGCAUUCACCAUUUUCUCAAAAAUGAGAGCCGACGGCGUCUUUGGCGAUAUCCGUCCUAUUUUCGAUGGAAAUUCGUCGAUUUUCUCCCCUGCACCAUUGCCAAUUAAAGUGGAUAAUUCUACCUUUGAAGUAAAGCUUGACGCUAACUCAGAAAUAAAUGCGCGCGCGAAAACAUUCAAAGUUACCAUCCACAAAAAUGAACACGGUGAAAUUUCCAUGCAACCAUUAAAACAGUACAUGAACGGCCAGAUCGGCUUGACUCAACAAGUCGCUAAUUCAAUGUUAGCACUUAAUACCAUUCUUAAUGCUGAGGCGCGAGACAAAUUUCCGAAUGUAAAACGCGGAAUUUUCCCAGAUCAAGAACGCAUGUUUAGAUUGCAUGGCGGGAUUCAAUUGCGAUUUGGUUUUUCGCAAACUAUUCACCCCGGAACUGAUCAUUUAUAUGUUAAUGUCGAUGUUUGUGUCUCGACCUUUUUUCCAAGUGGUCCUUUGCUCGAAGUAAUUGGCGCUUUGUUUGGAAGGAAUCGUGAAGAAUUGCACCGUGGAUUCGGUUGGCAACAGAAAGGCACCCUGGAAAAUCUUCUUCGCGGAAUUCAGUUUCGCAUAACACACAGAGGUGGAAGUCGCCGAAAAUUCAAAAUAGAAAAAUUGUCCAACCAUGCGGCACAAGACAUAAAGUUCACCGACAAAAAUGGACGCGAAAUAUCUGUCGCAAAUCAUUUUUUGGAGCAGUACAAACGAGAUCUAGAAUUCAAGGAUCUUUUCUGCGUCAUUGUAAAAAAUAACGUUAAUUUUCCCUUGGAAGUAUGCGAGGUUCUUCCAGGUCAAGUGUUUACAAAAGACUUGACAGACACGGGAAAAGCUGACAUGAUAAAACUUACUGCGGCCAAGCCCUUCGAACGUUUCAAGAAAAUUGAGGAUGGGAUUAACACGUAUUUGCAAUUUAAUAAUAAUAAUGAUUUACAAGCGGUCGGCAUCCAAGUUUCAAAACACAUGGCUGUAGUAGAAGGCCGUAUGCUAGCUUCACCGAAGCUAGCAUACACCAAAGUUGAAAUCGAACCACUGAAUGGUCGUUGGUCAAUUCGAAAUCUUAAAUUUCCCAAAUGUCAGUCAUUAGCAAACUGGAUUAUGAUAGUAUUAGCAGAACUUUCAGAGAAUAAAUUACGAAAUUUUGUUGGAGAGUUAACAGAGACUAUGCGAAAUCAAGGAAUGGAAAUCAAAAACGAUCGUCCGCCGACUUAUUUCGGAAAUAAUGUUAGAAACGUCAGCGAGAUGAUGCACAAUUAUUAUAGUCAGCACAACUCAUCAAACAAUCCACUUCAACUGAUUGUCAUGAUUAUGCCGAAAAGAACUUCUCAACUUUACGGCGAAAUCAAGAAAGUUUCCGAUAUAGAACUAGGCGUCCCAUCUCAAUGCAUAAUUGCCGACCGUCUGAACAAGCCACGAAAUUUUUCCACUUGGACGAACAUUUCAAUGAAAAUUAAUUCGAAAUUGGGUGGUUGCAAUUUGUAUUUACCAAAAAGUUCUCUUCCAAACUCAAUUGAAUCAAAGCCGACUAUGAUAAUGGGAGCCGAUCUCUCGCAUCCCUCCUUUGGCUCAAACAAGCCAAGUAUCGCUGCCGUCACUGCAUCGAUGGGAUAUUCUUACACAAAGUAUUAUGGCCGCGUAUCUCAAAAUACUCCAAGAGACGAAAAAAUUGAUAAUCUUACCGAAAUGACGACUUCGCUUCUUGAAGCUUUCAAAAAUCAAAACCAGGGACACCUUCCACACCAGAUCAUAUACUAUCGUGACGGUGUAAGCGAGGGGCAAUUUCGUGCCAUUUUACAUCAUGAAAUCACUCAUAUGAGAAAGGCGUUUGGUCAAUUAUACCCGACUGGGAAAUCACCUAAACUUACUUUCAUAAUUGCACAAAAGAGACAUAGAACCCGUUUUAUGCCUGAAAAUAAAAAAUACGGAGAUAAGGCCGGAAACCCGGUAGCAGGGACUGUUGUUGACCGUGAAAUUACUCAUAAAUGUGAAUUUGAUUUUUACUUGCAAAGCCAUAGUGGACUCCAAGGUACCACUAGACCGGUGCACUAUUUCGUGCUCCACGACGAAAAUAAAUUCACUGCAGAUGAUGUGCAGACCAUGACUUAUUUCUUUAGCUACUUGUAUCAAAAAUGCACUUCUUCCAUUUCAAUUGUUCCUCCGCUUGCUUACGCUGACUUAUUAGCGAACCGAACACGAUUGUAUCCCGGGAAUGAGAAUAAUGAGCAAGUGAUUCCGGAUUUGCACGAGAAUUUGCACCAGUCGAUGUAUUUUGCAUGA